AUGGUUGUUAAGGUCACUGCCCUCGCUGGGGGAUGUUUUCCUCCCUUUCUCCGUCACAGCCCAAGAGGUGGCCGCGCCGCACCGGAGCGUUUGGUUCCCGUUUUCUCAAAACGCAGAGAUGCAACUCCCGCAGGCAGCUGCAUAGCGCAACGAGACUCGGGCCUGGGCCGCACCCAGGUGCCUCUUUUGGGGAAGUCAGUAGCAGAGUUAAGAAACCGUUAUUUCCUUCACUGUCGCUUAGUAAAGCGAAGAGAAAGGCGUCCCAGGCGCACCCGCUCCCCUUUAGCGUCCGUUAGAGCAGGCGGCCGUUACCCGUGCCGACUUUCAAGUGAAAGUGAUGGUGUCAUUUCUGUACAGGAUAACAGGAUUUCCAUUUGGUCUGUUGGAGAUCUUGGAAAUGUGGGCCUCAAUGGAGAAUAUCAAGGAGAACCUCAGCUAUUAUGUGACAUCAGGCACAAUGGUGAUGUUAUGGACAUGCAGUUUUUGGAUCAAGAGAGAAUUGUGGUUGCUUCAUCAACAGGAAGUGUAACUGUAUUCCGUCAUCACCAAAAUAAUCAGACUUUAUCUGCCAACCAGCGGUGGGAGAAAGCUCAUUAUCAUGUGGAUCGAGAUGCAUCUUGUGGUGGUGCAGCAUGUACUGGAGUAAUCUGCAACAAUCCAGAAAUUGUCACUGUUGGAGAAGAUGGCAGAAUAAAUCUCUUUAGAGCUGACCAAAAGGAUGCAGUGAGAACCAUAGACAAUGCGGACAGCAGCACACUCCAUGCAGUGACUUUCCUUCGCACAACUGAGAUCUUGACGGUAAACUCAAUUGGACAGUUGAAAAUAUGGGACCUCAGACAGCAAAGAAAUGAGCCAUCUCAAAUAUUUUCUUUGACAGGUGACAGAGUUCCACUGCACUGUGUGGACAGGCAUCCUAAUCAGCAGCACAUUGUGGCCACAGGGGGCCAGGAUGGGAUGCUGAGUAUAUGGGACAUCAGGCAGGGUACGAUGCCAGUGUCCCUGCUAAAUGCUCAUGAAGCAGAAAUGUGGGAAGUUCACUUCCAUCCCUCCAACCCAGAUCACUUAUUUACAUGUUCUGAAGACGGAUCUCUUUGGCACUGGGAUACGUCCACAAGCGUUUCUGAAAAACCAUCUUUCCUUCAUCAAGGAGGAAGAAGUACUACAUAUUUUUCCCACAAUACCGUUAACCAAUCUGUAGUAAGUGCCUGGCUAAGCAACGAUCCUACCAAAGACCGCAUGGAGAUUACCAACUUAAUUCCACAUCAGACUUUGUCUGUGAACAGUUUAGAUAUUUUAGGACCAUGUCUAGUGUAUGGUACUGAUGCAGAGGCUAUUUAUGUUAACAGACACCUUUUUGCAUGAAACUACUUCAGUGUCACUCUGAAUCACCUUGAACUACUGGGAAACGCAUCAGGUUCAUGAGGGUUUCCAACUAAACUGUUAUGAGCAUGUGGGAGAGAGGCCUACAGCUUAGUUCUGCUAUUGCAAAAGGAAUGCAAGUUACCUCAGACUCUUAAAGUUGCCCCUUAUUAUUCAUGCUCUACCAUGGGUAAUUAAACCAGCUUUUGUGUAAGCUUGAUCUCACUUCUUCCCCGUUGCCUGCUUCAUUUUGGCAAGCAGGAAGCUAGCUGUAAGUGCAAGAUGUUUGUUCUUAGCUGAUGUCCAUAAUGCACAAGGUGAAGAAAAACUAAACCCCUGAUUAUUCAUGUAUAUGUAGAGACAUUCCACAUGUUAAGGCCAAAUCAUAAGGUUCUUUGAUGUUCUUUUUAUGUCGGCUGAGAGAGACUGCUUUUUAUUUGAGAUUUUUAUAUAUAUAUAUUUUUUGGAAGCAUAGCUUUUUACGCUGGUGCAUGAGAACUGGAAAGGAAACCUGUAAAAGCUGUAAAAUAUGAAAGGUCCUAUAAGACUUUUAGCAUUUUAGUAGCAUUAUUUUGGAUUACUACAACUUCAUCACGGAUACAACGUGUUAAAACUCCAUCUGGAUAAUGUGCCUAUAACUCUCUCAUCAGAAAAGUGUUUUUAUAGCUCAGUGGCCAUAAGUGAUGGGCAUGUUGGCUGUUUUAAAAUAUGUGAUGGAGACACAUCUGUGACAAAGACCAUCUGUGACAAAGACCAUGACUGACGCUAUCAGUUUUCCAUCUAGUCUUGUUUUGCAAUCUUUGAAAAAUUAAUUUUAGGAUGACUGCUGUACCUACCUUUUGUUGCAGAGAACCCUUUCUCUUUUUAAUAAAG
Molecule: messenger RNA, 2232 nt
Organism: Struthio camelus australis
Lineage: Eukaryota; Metazoa; Chordata; Aves; Struthioniformes; Struthionidae
Source: RefSeq, a predicted model, not a curated record